This is a messenger RNA of Plasmodium vinckei vinckei, 1800 nucleotides long. Its product is annotated as metacaspase 1, putative. Bases 1 to 1800 code for a protein of 599 amino acids. Gene Ontology annotation, molecular function: cysteine-type endopeptidase activity. Gene Ontology annotation, biological process: proteolysis. The record is from RefSeq and is a predicted model, not a curated record. Lineage: Eukaryota; Apicomplexa; Aconoidasida; Haemosporida; Plasmodiidae. The transcript has a single exon.
AUGUCUUUUGAAAUGGAACAAAUUUAUGUUAAAGUACAUGAAUUGAAAUUUGUAAACAAUUCAGAAAGAAACUCACAUUAUGUAAAAAUAUACUGGGAUGAUAAAAAAUAUAAAAGCCAAACAAAAGAUGGAGGGAGUUACAUAUUUAAUGAAACUUUUCUAAUACCAAUUACAAAUAUAAAUGAUCAAAAUGAUCAAAUUAUUUAUGUAGAAAUAUGGGAAAGUAACUUAUUAAAUAAGCAAUGUGCCUAUACAUUUUUCACAUUAAAUAAUAUAAAAACAGGACAAAUAAUAAAAGAAAAUAUAGCUUUUAUUGAAGUUUUAAAAAAAUGUACCUUAGAAUUAUCAGUUAAUAUAGUUAGAAAUCAAAAAGACAUAUUAUUUUUUAAUAUUAAAGAAUUAUUACCUACAUAUCAAGACCAGCAAAUAAGAAAUGCUGUCUGGGAAAAUGAAGAUGAAGCAUCAAUCAUAAAACAAUUAACUAAUAUAAAUACAUUUAAUGGAAUUACAAAUUUAGGGGAUUACAAAAAUAGUCAAAUUUAUAAUGAAAUAUUUCAAAAGUCAAAGGAAAAUAAUUAUGUAUAUAAAAGUAGCGAAGAAAUCCAAAAUAGUUAUAUUCCUAUUUCGACACCAGAAUAUGUAAGCCACUAUAUAUAUAAAGGUGCAGAUCAAAAUCGUUCUAAUUAUAUAAAUAAAACAAACGAUAUUUUAUUUCCUAAUCAUUUAAAUAAGUCUACAUACAAUGAUAAUAUAAAUAACAUUUAUGACACAUCAAAUAAUGUACAUUAUAAUAAUAAUAGUAGUAGUACCUACUCAAAUUUUGAUCAUAAUAUUAUGCAUAAUUCAAAAAAUAAUGCACCUUUUUCAAAUCCUAAUAAUGAUAAAAUCUUUCAGGAUCACCACCAUUUCCAAUACUCACGAAAUUAUAUACCAUCUCCAAACUCAGAAAAAAUAUUAUAUUUUUCUUGUGGGAAUAAAAAAAAAGCUUUAUUAAUUGGAAUAAAUUAUUGUGGUACAUCAAAUGAAUUAAAUGGAUGUAUCAAUGAUGCAAUAAUAACAAAGGAAUUAUUAAUAAAAAAAUAUAAUUUUUAUGAUUCUUCGAUGAAUAUAUUACAACUAGUAGAUAAUCAAACAAAUCCAAAUUAUAGACCAACAAAAAGAAAUAUAUUAUUAGCAUUAGAAUGGCUAGUUAAAGAUAAUAAUCCUGGUGAUAUAUUUUUUUUUCUUUAUUCAGGUCAUAGUUAUAAAAAAUAUGAUUAUGCAUGUAUUGAAAAAGAUGGAUAUAAUCAAACAAUAGUACCUUGUGAUUUUAAAACAGAAGGGGAAAUAAUUGAUAAUGAUUUACAUAAAUAUUUAAUACAGCCAUUAAAAGAUGGAACUAAAUUAAUAUCGUUUAUAGAUUGUCAAAAAUCAGAUGGAAUAUUAAAUUUAGGAUAUAAAUACAAAUUAAAAAAAGAAAAAUGGAAAGAAACAUAUAAUCCAUUUCAUGUUGUUGCGGAUGUCACACAAUUGAGCUAUUCAAAAGUUAAAGAUUUUACAACAGAAAUAAACAUACUAGAGCAUGUACUAAUUACAAAUAAUAUCGAAGCACUUACAUAUUAUGAUCUACUUCAGUCUAUUUAUUCAUAUAUAAAUUUAUAUAAUAAAAAAAAAAAUAAAAUAAUUUUAAUGUCAUCACAAAAGUUUGACAUAGAUAGAAAGUUCGACUUUGAUCAUAUUCUUAAAAAUUCAAAUUCAGAUCUAGGACAGCAAAAAAAAAUAAUAAAAUGGAAAAAAAGCAAAAAAAGUAAAAAAAAAUAG